UAAUAGUGGGGGAUUACUAGCUAGAUAGCUAGUUAUUUAAACACAAGCUUAGAGAGAGAAAAUAUGGCGACGGCGAAAAUGAGCAGAGGGUUGGUGAUGCUCACCUUUACGGUGGUCGCAAUCGUACUUUGCAGUCACCGGCUGGCGACGGCUGAAGAGCAGGUGCAAUUAGCAGAUGUCAACAAGGGCGCCAAUAGCACCACAUCACCAUGGACAUUAUUUGUACCUAGUGCAACUGAUAAUUGCUUGAAAAUCUACAAUUGCGCGAGGUACGCAACUACCAGUUGCAUAACCGAAUGCUGCGCGUUAUUCCCCUUCAGUACUAUGCCUAUACGAAAUUGCAUUUGCUGGCGUUUGGCCGAGCAUGUGAAUAAAGAAGCGUUUACUGCUCUUCAAAAAUAUUGUGGCUUCAAGAAUCCUUGUCCACAUAAGCAAGUUAGUUUUCCGCCUUCUUUGCUUGAAAUGAAGCAGCUGGAAGAGGUGGUUGAAACUAGCAAGGCCAUGGACAACAAGAGUAGUUGCAACCAACAACUGCAAGAACAGCNGGAAUAG
This is a messenger RNA of Nicotiana tabacum (common tobacco), 552 nucleotides long. RefSeq lists its product as uncharacterized. NCBI's taxonomy places the organism in Eukaryota, Viridiplantae, Streptophyta, Magnoliopsida, Solanales, Solanaceae. The record is from RefSeq and is a predicted model, not a curated record.